Molecule: messenger RNA, 537 nt
Organism: Chenopodium quinoa (quinoa)
Lineage: Eukaryota; Viridiplantae; Streptophyta; Magnoliopsida; Caryophyllales; Amaranthaceae
Product: zinc finger protein 7-like
Exons: 1
Coding region: 19-513 (164 amino acids)
Source: RefSeq, a predicted model, not a curated record
UUAAAGUGAGAAAUAAAAAUGGAAGGAGAAAAAUGUAACAACUCUCCUAGGCCAAAAUCACGUAAUUUUAAGAUAUGUUUUUGCAAAUAUUGUGGUAGAAGAUUUCUGAACUCACAAGCCUUAGGCGGCCAUCAAAAUGCUCAUAAAAAGGAGAGACGAGACGCCAAGCAUCGGAAACAAGAGACGAUGAUGAUGACAAGUCUCGCGAUGCCGCCGUUGAUGCCGUACUCCUUUGUUCGGCCCCAUGGUCUUGUGUUGCAGGUGCAGCAGCAGAUCAUUGGUGGUCAACCUGUAUUUUCCGGUACCGCCUUUUCUAACAGUCAUCCUUUGAGUUAUGAAUAUUGGCCCGGAAGUUAUUGUCUAGACGAGGGAGCACAGUACACUUAUGUUUCUGCGCAAGAGAUAAUUAACAACCAAGUUGAGGCUGAAGAUGGUGCAGACGACAAGCAGCAGGUUGAUGAUCAGCAGGAAGUUUUAGAGCUGCCUGAUCUCAAUUUAGAUCUCUCUCUUUGAUGAUUAAUAACCAUCAAAAUUUUA